AUGAUACUAACGGUCGUAUUUGUGACCAAUAUUGCAUAUGGCCAGAAAGUGAUAUUUGAUAGAGUCCAACCGUUCCAGCAUGAGUCUCUUAAUAUCGCCGACACAAACGUCGGAGAAGUAGAGGUGACAUGCGCGCCGAACCUGAUGUGCAUUACCUUUGGAAACAACAACGAGUUCUUCGCACGGGACAUCAUCACCAAAGAAAAUUAUUCAGCAGAGGACUUCGCGGUGGAGAAUCCAUGUGCGGCAGAACGAGAGUUAACCGACGAGUCGUCGAAAUACUGUGUUCAUCCUGACUGCCCUUUUACAGAUGGCUUUAUGAAGAAUGGGACCCACGCAACAUUCAGAACAAAGCUGCGAACAUCGCAAAACUACACACAAGUAUUAUUUGAAGCUAGCCCUAAGAAUCAAAUCGAAAUCAACUUCCAGUGCAGCUAUCCCUUGGAAGUUCUCCUCACAAGGGAUUUCACGCUCAACUACCAAGAAAUAACGAUUACAGAACAGGGAAACUUUGCGGCUAGCAUGUAUCUUUAUACAAAAGAUUUCGGAAACGUCAUCGUCGAUACCAAACCAAUCCUCCAAGGAAAAGAUGAAAACGGCGCGAUCAGUCGAAUCUCAGCAGAAGUACAACUGUUAUCUUUGGAGAAGUCCGGCAUGUUCGUAGAAUUGCGAGACUGCUGGGCGACCCCAGAUGCAAACUCAGCCAACAUUAACCGCGUUUCUUUGAUUCGUAACGGUUGCCCGGUCGAAGAUAGAUCGCUUAAUGUCCUUAUCCAUAAUUCAGCGGACGAUUACUAUGCCCGCUUCAGCCAUGAUAUUUUUGCUUUUUCUUCUUCAAACGAGGUUCAUUUGCAUUGCUCGAUUGAAGUUUGUGCGAAUGAUUGGUGCAACACCGUCAAUGAUAACUGCCAAAGCUCUUCCCUGCGGAGAAAAAGACGCGCUAUUCGUGGAGAAGUUCAAAAAGUCACUGAACUUGUGAUCUCUGCCUCACCCGCCUUCACGUACGACUACCAAGACCCUUCGCUUCGUUUCGUCGAUGGACAUCGCGACGAUGAAGAUAUUAUCAGAACAAUUUUAGAUUCUAGCGCAGGCGUCACCGCUGAUUUCUUCUCCGUCAGUCUGUUGAGCGCACUGGCAGCUAUGGGUACACUCUUAAUCAUCCUCAUCGUGCGCGUUGUUCAAAGAUCAAGGCGAUUCGAAAAACUGUAA
Messenger RNA from Oikopleura dioica, 1209 nucleotides. The record is from the annotation of a GenBank genome assembly. NCBI's taxonomy places the organism in Eukaryota, Metazoa, Chordata, Appendicularia, Copelata, Oikopleuridae.